Messenger RNA from Lobosporangium transversale, 4304 nucleotides. RefSeq lists its product as hypothetical. Lineage: Eukaryota; Fungi; Mortierellomycota; Mortierellomycetes; Mortierellales; Mortierellaceae. The record is from RefSeq and is a predicted model, not a curated record. The coding region runs from base 137 to 4252 and encodes 1371 amino acids. Gene Ontology annotation, molecular function: guanyl-nucleotide exchange factor activity. The transcript has 7 exons.
ACAACCGACACAGGAGGGUGUGUUUUACAUCCUCCUUCGUAGCCCACGGAAAGGGUCUUCACCUCAGGAUUCUGGUCCAGAGCGAAACAAUAACAUCAUCAUUAACUUCAGUGUCAAUACCACCUUCAAUAUUCAAAUGGCCACCUACACGGCACCACCUCCAAGUAGUCAGGGAACUGGGAAUCGUCCUAAUCCGCUAGUACCUGUAGCUUACACCCCUCAUAGCUCGUAUGUACCCAGUCCAAAGAAGGAUAGAGCUAGGGGCAUUCAUCCUCCAAAUACUCCCAACCACCCAUUUACCCAUCACAGCAAUGUUAGCAACACCAGUACUCUUCUGGACGAACUUAGUGUACAUCAUGGUCCUCAGAACGGAUUGCCUACUCAUUAUCCAAUCCCUCCUCUGCAGCACCAGCAAGAGUACCAUCCAACAUAUCAGUCGGCUUUUGGAUAUGGCAUUGCAGCCGCAAGGAGCUCUACGGAACAGCUUUCAUCCGUAGGAUAUAAUGGCACUAUCUGGGAAUCUGCAUCUCAACGGCAGCUUGCACAGCAACCCGUCUAUCAUCCAUCUAUGGCAAAGCUAUCACAGGUCGAUGAAGAUGAAGGAAGUGAACCUAGAUACUCUUUCCAAGCUCCUAGCAUCAGAACGUUAGAUGACACUUGCGGCGUAAUACAUCAGGAUGCCUCCAACCUCAAUAUAGCUUCACCUUUGCGAGCACGGCAAAAUGAAAAUAGUAAUUUAGGAUAUCAACAGCAGCUUCCUCCAAAUGCUACUCUCAAUUAUACUUCAAACACACAGCAUCAUCCUUAUCAGCAUCCUGAGCAGCAAUAUUUUCAGUAUCCAUAUGGAGAGGGACAAAUACCUCAACUAUCACCUACACCAAGUUCUGCCAGUCAGCUUUACAGGACAUCAACCAGUUCAUCAACGACCCAAACGACCUGGAGUCAACCUUCCUCUCCAGGCUUUCCACCCCCGUCUUACUUGGGUCAAUAUGGAUUGCAAGAGUCAUUCGAUGAUAAUGAAUCUUCUAUAUCAGAGGCAGCUCGGCUAUUGAUUGACUUUAAUCCUGGCAUCCUUUCUACUAUUGCUGUUGCCUUCCGUGAGAAGAUGCUACAGAACGAGUCUAAAAGACUUGAAUCCGUCAACUAUGGGCUCGAGUUCCCUGUGACCUUCACUGGAAAGGAAGCAGUGGAUGUGAUCGUGGAGCUGACAAAGUUUGAUGACAGAAGACACGCUUUAGCCAUCGCACGUUCAUUGGAACAGCAAGUCUUGUUCUUUGGAGGCGGUGUCAACGUUCUUUAUGACUCGAACAAUGAUCAGUACUUUUUUUCUGAAGCAACGUUGGCAUAUAUUCCGGGGAAAACAGGGUUUCCAACAGUGCCAGUCGGCGUGUUCCCGCACACUACACCUUGCUACACUUAUGAUUGCCAACCUGGAGGAAGUCCCUGUUACUCUUACCUCUGUCCCAAUCGCCAGAAUAUCGCUGGCGUUUUAGAGCGACAGAACAGUGAUAUGUCGACGGUAAGCGGCCAAGAGAAUGUUUGGGCCAAUUCUGUCCCCCCUAGUGUUGUGGCUGCAGCAUCAAAGAAAGAACGAAAUCGUCAAGAAGCCAUCUUUGAAGUCGUUCAUACUGAGCAUAAUUACGUUCGCGAUCUUGAGCUCAUGGAGGAGAUUUUCAUUGCUCCUCUUCGAGCCGGAGAUAUUGUUGACCCAGAAAGAAGAGAGGAGCUGAUCGAGGAUAUUUUCUUGAAUUUCCAGGAAAUCCUUGCGCUCAAUAAGAAACUACUGGAAGAAUUAAGACAAAGACAGAAAGAACAACCUUUAGUGGAAGGCAUUGGCGACGUCAUGCUCAAGCAUAUAUCAGGGUUUGAAGAGGCUUACCUCCGAUAUAUCCCACGAAUCGCUUUAUCCGAGUAUGCCUACAAAAGGGAAGAGACCCAAAACCCCAGAUUUGCUCAAUUUCUCAAGGAUUGUACACGCCAUCCAGAAGCCCGCCGUCUGGGUUUGCGACACUUUGUUGGCCAGCCGUAUCAACGAAUUCCUAGAUAUCCACUUUUACUCAGUGAAGUAGUCAAGCGGACAGACGAAGAUGUCCCUGAUCGCGACGUCAUCCAGGAAGUAAUUAAAGUAUGUAAGGAGCUAGGAAAGCGUGUAGAUGCCUGCAUACCAGAAGGGAACCGGCAGCUGAGGCUUUUGACCAUUCAGGAUAAGAUCAUUUGGAAGACAGGAGAAGUUCGACAGGACCUUAAGCUAUCGGAUAAAUCAAGGAAACUGCAUUUUGAGUGCCUUGUCAAGCGACGGUCGAACUUGGAUGUUCAAAUGAUCGAGCUUCGACUGUUCCUAUUUGACCAAGUGUUAUUAAUGACCAAAGAAAAGCGUGACAAGGACAAAGAGGGUGUACUGUACCAAGUCUCCAAGAAUCCUAUCCCCCUUGAGUUAGUCCAAGUCUGGGCUGACGAUGGUAGACCUUUAACAGCUGUUCCUGGACGAGAGAUUGUUCCUGGCAAGAAGCUGACCAGCAGCACAAAAUCUUCAGGCUCUGGACAUCGUCAUUCUACGUUCAUGGGACAACAUGAUAAUAACUAUCGUGUAGGCUUCCAGGAGACAAAGUACAUCGCGCCCAUAACGAUCGAACACCGUGGUCGACGAGGAGGCCUCUAUACACUCUACAUGACCGUAGCCGAUAGAGAUCAAUUCCUGGAACAAAUGGAGAUUGUGCAAGCACGUCGACAAGAGGCUGUUUCUGGAUCUAAACUAUUUAAGACAACUGUUAUCACUCAUUACAAUGCCACACCACCAAUUCCGUCCUCCAACCUGGUUCAUAAUCCUAUGGAUGGCCGACGUUCGACUUGCUCGGCACCUUAUCUCAACGUGCUUGAUGGCAAGAGACGUGUCGUUAUAGGAACCGAAGAAGGAAUAUAUGUUGGCAUGGAGGACGACCCAUAUAGUUUUAGGUUGGCCCUCAGAGAACCAAAUGUUAGUCAGGUCAGCGUCCUAGAGGCAUAUCACAUCCUGCUUGUUCUCAGCGGCAGAGUACUAAAAGCCUUCAAUCUGAGCUGCUUGGACUUUAACGCCGAAAAAUCACUACAGACUGGCCAUCAACUUGGCAAGAGUGUUCAAUUCUUUACAGCAGGUAUCUGUGCAGGCAGGACAUUGGUCAUUACUAUGAAGAAGAAAAAUGCUGGAGAGAGUCACUUUUCUGCAUUUGAGCCGGUUGAAAACGCAGUUCUGGGUGGACAUCAUCGUGGAGGGUUCGGUCUACCGUUUGGCAGAUCCAACAGGUCGGACUGGUUCAAGCUUUAUAAAGAAUUUUAUGUUGGUACAGAUUCAUCGCAAUUGUUGAUGUUGUCCAAGAUGGUCUGUGUGGUUUGUCCUAAAGGAUUUGAAAUUCUGAUGCUGGAUGAUUUGGGGAAUACACAAGUUUUCCCAUCCCGCAAGGACCCAAAAUUUGCUUUCCUGGACCUUCGUCCUGGCAGUAUCCCAGUCAGCAUGUUCAAAAUUAGCUCAGAGGAAUUUUUGAUGUGUUACUCUGACUUCGCUUUCAAGAUGACCAAGAAGGGCGAACUGGCUAAGGAGGAACUGAUUGAAUGGGAAGGUCGCCCAGAGUCAUUUGCACUCGCAUAUCCAUAUAUUAUCGCGUUUGAGAGUGGACUCAUUGAAAUCCGUCAUAUUGAAACAGGAGCCUUGGAGCAAAUCAUCCUUGGAAACAACAUCCGGAAACUGCACUCUAACGCAGACCUUAAUGGCAAUACGAUCAUUCAGUUAGUCAUGAACGAUCCCAACAACGCUGAAAACAGACAUAUUGCAAAGCUUGUCAAGGUGCCCCCGCAGCCUAGGACGCUGAUAGAACCGAUUGAAUACAAGCCCAAGGCUGUAUAUGUACCUCAACCCAAGAACCAUCACAUCUCCCCUACACCAACUCAUCUGAUGGCUCCUGCACUACAGCCAGUCUUGUCAAUCAAUAGCUCGGAGCCUGCAGUACUUGCUACACAUACUAACCCCACUGGCAGCAUGCAAUACCAGCAACAACAUCAGCACCAAUACAUCAUGAACAGCAGUCAGUCUGUACGCGCUGCUCCUCCUAUUCCUCAGCGGCCCUCUCCCGGACUAUCUCAGCAAACUAUUGUCCCGGCCUACCCUGUGCACCCAUAUUCGCCUUCACAGCAGGCCUAUCCUCUGGUCCAGGUACCUGUCGAGACGAGUGAGGAGAGUGGCGGGCACGCCAUCUCUUGGAGCUCAGGUGGAUACCCAUAAAAAAAGCUUUCUUUUUUCAAAAUGUUAAAAUCCUUGACAUUUCUCCUUGCAC